AGAGGAUGUAUCGAAAAAUGUCUUGUUUAACACGCAAGUUAUAAACGUCUUAAGAUUUUAUAAUUUUAUGACACUUUUCACGCGGCACCGCCACCACCUGAUUUCAUGGAACUAUGCACAAUGUGUGUUACACUGAGCGCACAUUGAUUCCACAUGCCCAAUCAUCCAUCCACUUACCUGUAGCAACUAACCGGUCGCAUUGCGUUGAACUUAUUUUAGAAUGAAAAGGGAUUAAGGAUUAGGCGAGGAUAUGAGGACAACAACUGUCGUUGUGUGAAACUAAUAAAAACUUGUCACAGCACCAACACUUUAAGUACCUGUUCCUCAACCACUCAAUCUCUCGGACAGGUGCUCGCGUAGACAGUGACUAAAGCGUGAUUUGUAUAUAAAUGCCAGGAUAUCAAUGAAUCUCAUCACAGUUCAACAGCUAACCUCAAACGUUAAACACACACAACACUCAGUUUUAAACAAAAAUCAUUUAAACAUGGGUUUUGAACAAAGCUUCAGUGAAUUACACAUUAGCAGCCAAUCGCCGGCUUCGUACAUAAAAUCACAUCCUUAUCAGGUGGCGAAUUUGGUGACAACUGAAAUGCGCUUGAAGCGCAUAGCUAAACGUCAAAUGGACAGUGCAACAAUGUUUAGUCGUCUGCAGGUGAUUAUCGAUCAAAUGGAGGAGACCUUUAAGGCGCCAAGUUGUAAUCAAGUUUCACCGAAAAAUCUCAUCUCCAAUGGAGGCAGCAACGGUCUGGGUGGUGAGCAGCACAAUUAUCCAUAUACAAAUUCCUCGUCGGGUGUAUCAUCAUCCUCGUCAACGGGUUCACCAUUGUCGGAGGAUGAACAAUGCGCCUCCUCCAGUGGUAACAAGAGAAAACUCCAGCAUGAAGAUUGUCAAUAUCAAGAACCCAGUACGACAAAUGAACCCAGCCCAUAUCCCCAACAAAUGGGUGAUGUGGUUAUUUUGGGUCCCAAUGGCACACAAAUCGAUGCCAGAUCAUAUAGCAGCAUUAUUUGGUCAUCAUCCGCCUCGGCUACAAGACAACUUUUGGGUUUUGUUUUUAGCAGUGAUGUCUUGGCUACACACACUCUCACGGGUAAACCAUCGCCAGCAUUCUAUGGCCGAGAGAGGCCAGCAAAAAUGCAAUUAGAUCCAGUUAAGGCAGCCGACAUUAUCCAUUGUGUCAAAAGCAAAUUCCACUGUACCGAACGGGAAAUUCGUGCUGCCAUUACGACCAAAUGUUCCGAUACGUCAAAGAAAUACAAACGGCGUUGCAUGAAAAAGGUUGAUGUUUUGAAAAUGUAGAAUAUCUGGGUUUGGGGUGGAGUUUUCUUUUUUCUUGGCUUAAGUAACUUGUAAAUAUUUUGUAUGUUACAUUAGUUUUAAGUUGUUUAUAAAUAUUUUAAUCGAUGUGAUUGUUUUAUAAAAAGAAAUGGAAAUUUAAAAUAAAUUCAAUUUUAGUUUUAAAAAAAUUCAAAA
Messenger RNA from Musca domestica (house fly), 1474 nucleotides. Its product is annotated as early boundary activity protein 2. NCBI's taxonomy places the organism in Eukaryota, Metazoa, Arthropoda, Insecta, Diptera, Muscidae. The record is from RefSeq and is a predicted model, not a curated record. Gene Ontology annotation, molecular function: DNA binding; transcription corepressor activity. The coding region runs from base 404 to 1300 and encodes 298 amino acids. Gene Ontology annotation, cellular component: nucleus. The transcript has a single exon. Gene Ontology annotation, biological process: positive regulation of neuron differentiation; negative regulation of Notch signaling pathway.